Molecule: messenger RNA, 801 nt
Organism: Trichoderma breve
Lineage: Eukaryota; Fungi; Ascomycota; Sordariomycetes; Hypocreales; Hypocreaceae
Product: short chain dehydrogenase domain-containing protein
Exons: 5
Coding region: 1-801 (266 amino acids)
Molecular function (GO): oxidoreductase activity, acting on the CH-OH group of donors, NAD or NADP as acceptor
Source: RefSeq, a predicted model, not a curated record
AUGCCUAGCUACCUUGUAACUGGCGCAAGCAGAGGACUUGGUUAUGGCAUGAUUAAGGUUCUGGCAUCAGAUCCCCUCAACAAAGUUAUUGGACUUGUUCGAGACGCAGCCGCUACUCGAGCGCGCCUAAGCACCGACAACGUAUCCAACGUACACAUUGUAGCCGCAGACAUCACCGAUGACAAAGCCUUGAAAGAGGCUGCAGAGGAAACAAAGCGCUUCCUUGGAGACGCAGGAUUGGAUGUCCUGAUUAACAAUGCCGCGUACGUGAGCAAAGCCACGGAAUUGAAAAACUUCAAGGACUUCGAACAUGACGUGCCAGCCGUCUUGAAAGAUGCGCAGCAGAGCUUCGAGAUUAAUGUUGUGGGCGUCCUCAAAACCAUCUAUGCUUUCCUUCCACUGGUCCGAGAAGGCAAAUUGAAGAAGAUUGUAGGAAUAUCGAGUGGUAUGGGAGAUAUCGAAUUUAUAAACAGCCUCAGACUCGCCAACGCCGCUCCCUACGCCGUCAGCAAAGCCGCUUUGACCACCAUGUUUGCAAAAUUCAACGCGGCCUAUCAAGAUGAAGGGCUCUUGUUCUUUACCAUAUGUCCUGGUCUCGUCGACACCGCAGAGGUAUCAAGCGAUGACUCAUUGCGUUUACAGGCAAUCAUGGCCAAAUUUAACGAUUAUGCGCCAGGCUUUAAGGCGAUGGACCCAGUUACUGCUGCGGAGAGCUCUUUGGCGGCUGUUGCUCGCUCGUCAUUAGAGACGGGGCAUGGAGGCUCGUUUCUCAGCCAUAACGGGACUAAGAGAUGGAUGUAG